Molecule: messenger RNA, 843 nt
Organism: Cuscuta campestris
Lineage: Eukaryota; Viridiplantae; Streptophyta; Magnoliopsida; Solanales; Convolvulaceae
Source: the annotation of a GenBank genome assembly
CUAAAAGGAGUCUUUGUUUCACCCUUUCUUUCCUCCCUACAAAAAAGUCUCUAACCAGCCUUCUUUUUCAACGGGCAUAUGACGGAUAGCAAAGAAACCCCGGACUGGGUACAAUUCUAUCAGCGCAACGUACAACCCCAAAGCACGGUUUUUGGCACGGCGGCCGCCGCCGCCACCGCCACCGCCAGCUCACCUCCUCCGUCCUCCCACGGCGGGCAGCUCGGGAUCAGCCCCGAGGGCCGGGUGGCCAAACCGGCUCGGCGGAGGCCGAGGGCGUCCCGCCGGACGCCCACCACCGUUUUCAACACGGACGCGUCGAACUUCCGGGCCAUGGUCCAGCAGUUCACCGGCGGCGGCCUCGCCCUGCUGCCGCCGCCGUCGCCGUUCUCGAUAUCCGCCGCGGCCGGAUUAGGGUUCCGCUUCGGGCCGCAGCUGCAGCUAGACAAUCUCGCUUUCCCGGCGAGGUCGUCGUCGUCGCCGGCGAGUAAUAAUUAUAGCAUGAUGUUCGAGCAGCACCAGCCGCCGCCGCCAUGCACGUCGCUGAUGACGAGUGCUAAUUACGGCGGCGGCGGCCAUGAACAACAUUUUUCGGGUAGAGCGUCAUUUCCGCCGCCGCCGCCGAACCACCACGGAGGAUCUUCUGGGGACGAUCAGAAUAGGAGUGAAACGAAUUACAUGCUUUGAUUUGACUGAUUCCGAGGUUCUUAAUUGCAUGUGAAUCUUCAUAAGCAUUCUUAUAUUUUUCAUUCUCUUUUAAAAAUCUUCAUGUUUUAUUACACACUCUCACUAGCACACUAAUUCAUUGAAGUAAUUUUUAUUGGUUAAUAAUGAUAAUCCACCCCU